AUGCUACCGCUCUCGCUGCUCAAGACGGCACAGGGACACCCGAUGCUGGUGGAGCUCAAGAACGGCGACACAUACAACGGCCACCUCGUGAACUGCGACACGUGGAUGAACGUCAACCUGCGGGAAGUCAUUUGCACGGCCAAGGACGGCGACCGGUUCUGGAAGAUGCCGGAGUGUUACAUUCGUGGCAACACCAUCAAGUACAUUCGUGUACCGAAUGAGAUUCUGGACAUGGUGCAUGAAGAAGACUUUAGCAAGCGCGACCGUCAAGCAAACCGUGGCCGUGGCCGUGGAUCGCGUGGCGGCAUCGGCGGUCGAGGAGGUCGUGGUGGUCGUGGUGGACGCGGUGGACGUGGGGACGGCAGUGACGGCGGGUCAGGUCGUGGGGAUGGUGGUCGUGGCCGUGGUCGAGGUGGCGGGCGUGGUCGUGGACGCGGUCGUGGCGACAACUAG
Peronospora matthiolae is the source of this 453-nucleotide messenger RNA. NCBI's taxonomy places the organism in Eukaryota, Oomycota, Peronosporomycetes, Peronosporales, Peronosporaceae. The record is from the annotation of a GenBank genome assembly.